This is a messenger RNA of Rosa rugosa (rugosa rose), 1290 nucleotides long. RefSeq names its product arabinogalactan O-methyltransferase 2-like. The coding region runs from base 268 to 1110 and encodes 280 amino acids. The transcript has a single exon. Gene Ontology annotation, biological process: xylan biosynthetic process. Lineage: Eukaryota; Viridiplantae; Streptophyta; Magnoliopsida; Rosales; Rosaceae. The record is from RefSeq and is a predicted model, not a curated record.
AUAAAGUUAGUCCCAUGAGUCAUAUGAUGAGUAGCCAUCAGGAAAACCUAUCAAAUUUUGUCAACCAAGUACUGGAUUUGCGUCCUUCCCUUCAUAACCUUGAUGUAAAUGAGAGCAAUGAUAUCAAUGUCCUCCAUAUGAAAGAGUAGAAACCCCCAGAAAUUCUCCCAAAAUCUUUAAUUUGUAGCUUAUUGACAUUCCACAUUUCCCAAACUUUUAAUAUCAUACAUUCUCUUCUUUAUUCUAUCAGUUGUGUCUAUAUUGGAGAUGAAGCAUCGGAGCACUCUAACAUCGGAGAAGACGGGUCUCCUAGCUGCAGUUUUGGUUUUCUUUAUCGGUGCUGCUUUGUUCAUCUCCAGCCUCACCGAAACUGGAAACUCAUUCUUUUGCUCUUUACCCAUUUUUGGCAAGGACGAUAAUACCCCCACAGCGAUUCAACUACAGGCAAUUCUCCAUUACGCCACAUCUCGAACAAUACCGCAGCAGUCCAAGGAUGAGAUUAGCGUCUCCUUUGAGGUCUUGAAAUCACGAGCGCCAUGCAACUUCCUCGUAUUUGGUCUCGGCCACGACUCGCUGAUGUGGGCCUCAUUUAACCCACAUGGCACGACGUUGUUCCUCGAGGAGGACCCCAAGUGGGUCAAGAAUGUCUUGAACAAGGCGCCGCAGCUGCGUGCGGUACAUGUGAACUACCGCACGCAGCUCAAGCAAGCGAACGACCUACUAUCGUCGUACAAAUCUGAAGCGACGUGUAGGCCGUCCGAGACAGUGCUACAUGGCAACACACAGUGCAAGUUAGCGCUGAGCAACCUACCAGAUGAGGUGUACGAGAGGGAGUGGGACCUGAUUAUGAUCGAUGCGCCUCGGGGUUGGUUUGCCGAGGCGCCUGGUCGAAUGGGUGCUAUAUUCUCAGCGGCUGUCAUGGCCAGGAAGAGGCAGGGACCGGGCUCGACGCACGUGUUCUUGCAUGACAUUGAUCGAAAGGUGGAGAAGGCUUUUGCGGAGGAGUUCUUGUGCCGUAAGUAUCUUGUGAACGCCGUGGGGAGGCUGUGGCAUUUUGUGAUUCCGUCUGCCGUUGAUGUCACCAACGCUGAUAACAAACAUUUUUGUUAACUUAUAUUAUGUUCACUAAAAAAAGAGCAAAUUUUAGAGUUGGUAAAUCCGGCCGUAAAACCACUAGGCUAGGUCAUGGUAAUAUAUUAUUUUCUUGGGUCAAUUAGGGAUAGAACAAUGAUGAGUUGAUUAGUACGGAUGUAAUUUGCGGUGAAAAAGAAAGAUAUAUUUAAAUUUAAA